AUGAACUCCUUUGUGCAGUCAUGCAGGGCCAGUCCACAGCACCUGGGUGCCUUUGACAAGGCCAACAGGGAUGUCAUUCUUGAGGAAUUCAUGUUGAAGGGUGUUAAAGGAAAGUUAUUGGGGUGGAUUUGGGAUUAUUUGUGUGACAGGAAGGCAAAGGUGUGGCUCCAGGGGGCAGUCUCUGCUGAAGGGAAUUUUGACUUGGGUACACUGCAGGGGGUUGUACUCAGCCCCAUGCUUUUCAAUAUACUUAUGGAUAAAAUUGCCAGAUAUCCUUUUCCCCAGGGCACAGAGGUAAUUGUCUAUGCUGACGACAUCUUGCUACAGUGUAAUGCUCCUCGGACCCUUACCUCGGCCUUAAGCCAUCUUGAGUCCCUGUGUACUGACAUGGGCCUUGUCAUCAAUGAAACUAAAACUAAAUUUCAAGCAACUCCCAGAGUUUGCAGACCACCAAGCAUAAAUUCCAUAAAAUUCAGUCGUGUGCAGUGCUAUAAAUACUUGGGAGCUCAACUCGGGUUUACUAAGGAUUCUCACUGUAUUACCUAUGUUCGCAAUCAAUGUUUGUUACGGCUUGCUCCCCUACGAGUGCUAGCUCACAGGGGCUAUGGUGUGGGUAUCCCAGUGCUUAGGAUGUUCUACAUUUCUGUUAUCAGGGCUUUAAUAGACUAUGCUGCUCCAGUCUUGUUUUGGUAUAGUCCAACACAGCUGAAACCCCUUGAGUACAUUCAGAAUGAGAGCAUGAGAGUAAUCUUAGGCUGCCCCAAGACUGCAAAGCUUGAAGUUCUCCGAGCAGAAUUGGACCUCCCCACCAUUGUUUGUCGAAUACAGGAAAUCACCUGCCGUGCACUGUGUCAGAUGGCAUGUAAUGGUGCCAGCCAACCCUUGCGUUCCCUUGCCCACCUUCAUGCUAACCCCAGGGCCCCUGCUAACUCUUACUUGAGACAGCUUUUAACAUCACUAACCAAACUUGAUGUCCUUGACUCCUACCUCAAUGUUGUUACCACCUCUGGUUCCCCCUCUUGGAGACCUCACAAAGUCAGUGUAGAUAUAGAAAAACUUGCUGCUCCUAAAUAUAACUGGUUCCCACAUGAACUUAAAGAUCUUUUUAUGCAUAAAUUGUCUAACUACUCAAGGAUGCAGGCUGUACAUGUUUACUGUGAUGGUUCAGUGGAUGGCAGCAAAUCUGGAUGUGGCCUGUUCAUCCGCAACUAUACCUCUCCCUCUGAAUACACUGACACUGAGGUGUCCAAGAGGCUUCCUGACAACCUGUCCUCUACAAGGGCAGAACUAUAUGCUAUGCUAGAAGGUUUACAAAUUGUCCUUCCUUUGGGGAAAGAUGUUUACUUUUUUGUUGAUAGUCAGGGUGCCUUAUAUUCAUUGUUGUCUCCUUCCCCUGCUGAUUGCAAUCUCAUCAACAAGUGUCUUGGUGUCAUUGAUCUCUUGGAGAGAGAUAAUCUCAGAGUAUGUUUCACCUGGGUGCCUUCUCAUGGUGGCAUUUCCCAUAAUGAAAAAGCUGAUGUUCUUGCCCAUCACUCCCUUACUGAGGACAUUGCUGACUGUCCUGUUGAGCACACUUAUAAUAAAUAA
This is a messenger RNA of Portunus trituberculatus (swimming crab), 1587 nucleotides long. RefSeq lists its product as uncharacterized. NCBI's taxonomy places the organism in Eukaryota, Metazoa, Arthropoda, Malacostraca, Decapoda, Portunidae. Bases 1 to 1587 code for a protein of 528 amino acids. The record is from RefSeq and is a predicted model, not a curated record. The transcript has 2 exons. Gene Ontology annotation, molecular function: nucleic acid binding; RNA-DNA hybrid ribonuclease activity.